Messenger RNA from Xenia sp. Carnegie-2017, 1372 nucleotides. Its product is annotated as solute carrier family 25 member 40-like. The record is from RefSeq and is a predicted model, not a curated record. Bases 170 to 1138 code for a protein of 322 amino acids. Gene Ontology annotation, biological process: mitochondrial transmembrane transport. Lineage: Eukaryota; Metazoa; Cnidaria; Anthozoa; Malacalcyonacea; Xeniidae. The transcript is spliced from 11 exons.
UUUCAUGUCUUGUUGGCGGGGGCUGUUGCAACAACAGUUUUGUGUCGGAGAAGAGUGUAAAUUUUAUUGAACCCUUAUGAAUUGUUUUUUAUAUCAAAAAUAACUGUAUCUGACGUAAAUAAUGGCAAUAUGAUGGGGAUUUUGUGUUGGAAGUACACAUCUUGCAUACAUGGAAAUUACUACGAGCCAACAAAUCAUCUCAUCUUGCACGGGCGCCAUUGUAACUUCAAUUCUAAUGACUCCAUUUGAUGUCAUAAAAGUAAGACUUCAGGCACAGUCUCGUAGUGCAAGAACAAGUACAGAACAAUGUAUGAUUUGCUUCGAUGGCUUAAUGGAUCAUGUCCGUGUUUGUCCUAUUGAUAAAAAGGCUUGUCGUGCUCCGAAGAAUUUCUCAUCAACUUCGGACGCCCUUGUACGUAUAGUUCGUUAUGAAGGCGCUGCUGCUCUAUGGGGAGGAUUACCAGCAACAAUGUUUAUGGCAGUCCCAGCUACGAUAAUAUACUUCACAUGUUAUGACCAUUUGAAAAUAAUGUACGGAUUUAAAGCAGGAGAAACAAAUAUUUAUUCACCCGUGCUGUCUGGCAUGACUGCUAGAGUGAUAACAUCAACAUGUAUUUCUCCUCUUGAAAUGCUUCGUGUUAAACUACAAUCCAGAAAAGAAUUUCGAUACAGAGAACUUGGUAACAUUGUGAAAACUGGCCUAAAACAAGGCGGAGUAAGAUCACUGUGGCAAGGACUUGGACCUUCUUUGUUGAGAGAUGUACCUUUCUCUGCAUUUUAUUGGUUUGGUUACGAAUAUUUACGUUCAAAAAACAGAAACCCAACGUUACAACACAUUUUCCUGUCUGGUUGUACUUCAGGAGCGAUUGCGGGCGUGUUAACUUUACCAUUCGACGUUGUGAAAACUCACCGUCAAAUAGAACUUGGCGAAAGCAAUUUUGAUCCUAAUAAAAGAUAUCCAUCCACUUUUUCUCUACUGUUUAAACUACAACAAGAACAAGGAACGAAAGCUUUAUUUACUGGAAUUACAGCUCGUGUAGCGAAGAUCGCCCCAGCGUGCGCCAUAAUGAUUACGUCAUACGAAUACGGCAAAACCUACUUCCAACAACGCAAUGAAAAGGCAAUGUUGAGGACUUAGCAUUGGGGCAUAUAUCAAAUGACUACAUACCUAUAACAUAUUUAGUACUUAGUAUACCACAAUUUAUACAACAUACAGUGGAAUAUUAAUUAUACAAUAAUAUGAAUCCAUGUACAAUGGAAUCUUAUAACUGGAAAUAAUUUUGAGGUGUGGUAUAUCAUAUAAAAAUUUUAGUGUAGAAUUUAUGUGCUACAUAAAUUAAGGUACUUUAUAAGAAAAUUUUUAUCGUUCCAA